This is a messenger RNA of Styela clava, 856 nucleotides long. Lineage: Eukaryota; Metazoa; Chordata; Ascidiacea; Stolidobranchia; Styelidae. The record is from RefSeq and is a predicted model, not a curated record.
UUUCAGGUUUCAUUUUCUUACCCGUGUAUAUAAUAAAUAUGUGGAAUCUAUUUUGAAAGAUAUUGAGAAAGGGAGAACGGUUUGCCCUGACGUUUUGGUUCUCAAUUCAUGUUUAUGGGACAUCAGUAGGUAUGGCGACAAUUCAAUGAAUGAAUACAGAGAGAAUAUUGAAAAAUUAUGCAAACGCUUGAAGGAAAUGUUACCACAUGACACAUUGGUUAUUUGGAGAACUGCAUUACCAGUUAGUGAAAACAUGAAGGGAGGAUUUUUAACACCAGAUGCUGAAAAGUUCAGAGAUUUAUUGAGAUUAGACAUUCUCAGAGGAAACUAUUUCGCUUAUAACAUUGUUAGUCGUUACAGUUUUGAUGUUUUAGAUAUGCAUUUUCAUUUCCGACAUCAACUUCACAGACGAGCUAAUGAUGGUGUCCAUUGGAAUAUGUAUGCUCAUAGACGAAUGACUAAUCUUUUGUUGAGUCAUAUAUCACGAGCAUGGGAUAAGGAAUUACCUUUAUUGCCAUGGGCAGACAAUUCAAGAAUAGAAUUCGAAUUUGAUGAUAUUGAAAUGAAUACAACAAAAGUACUCAAGCAAGCAUAUGAACCAAUUUCUGGAUGGCGACGUUCUUUACCACCUCUGAUGGAAAUUCCUCCUAAAAUGCGAAACAGAAAUAGUGGAAUGACAAAUGCCUUGUCAAAUGUACCAAUUUAUUCUCAAAAAGAUUAUUCGAACAUGUACUCUACACCUGCAGAAGAAGAUUAUGAUGCGAAUCCUAACUUGGAAGUUGGUCCCAUGCGACAUGUAAAAAAGUGGUCAUCCAGGAAUGCAAAUGCUUAUAAGACAACAAGGAAAUGCUACUGA